This is a messenger RNA of Ceratitis capitata (Mediterranean fruit fly), 4180 nucleotides long. It is a transcript of the gene RhoGAP54D, whose product is annotated as serine-rich adhesin for platelets. Gene Ontology annotation, biological process: signal transduction; regulation of small GTPase mediated signal transduction. The transcript has 7 exons. Bases 1 to 3591 code for a protein of 1196 amino acids. Gene Ontology annotation, molecular function: GTPase activator activity. NCBI's taxonomy places the organism in Eukaryota, Metazoa, Arthropoda, Insecta, Diptera, Tephritidae. Gene Ontology annotation, cellular component: cytoplasm. The record is from RefSeq and is a predicted model, not a curated record.
AUGGAUUUGGAUUAUGUGAAUUUGAACAGGCUUUCGGACAGGGAAAUAGCGGCGCAUAUGCGAAAACUAAAUUAUGAAAAAUUCAAGUCAUUGGUGCGCAUGCACCUAUCAUUUGAACUUGACUUGAAUACCGAUGAAUUUGAUUUACCCUGCCAUGAAAUUGUUUAUGAGGACAAAGGCAAGCUGAAAAAGUGGAAUCGGUUAUCGAAGAAACAGAAGCACGCAUCUACGAGUUGCACGAAUGCAUCAAAGGGUUCUAUUAGCGCCGAAAAUAGUCCAGUAGAACUUUUAAAUCAACAAAUUAAUGCAGGUUUCCUAAUGCAUUUAGAGGAGCUGAAACAGUUUCUGUUACUGGAGAAAAAUUUAACACAAGAAGGAAUUUUUCGUAAAACCGGGUCUGCCUCCAGGCAAAAUGAGUUACGUCAACAGGUGCAAAAUGACAAGCCUCUCGAUUUGGAAGGAGGUGGCUACUCAGCACACGAUUGCGCAACAGUAUUCAAAGGAUAUCUCGCCGACUUACCUGAACCGUUACUAACUGAUGCACAUUAUCCUGCACAUCAACAAAUUGCACCAUUAUGUCUAGGUUCCGGCUCAAACAGCAGCAGCAGUACAGGCACUUUGACACGUCCUCACAACCCGGAACGUAUUAAACGUGAGCAACACUUGCUCAAUUCCAUACAACUACUUUUGCUAUUAUUACCGGACGAAAAUAGGCAAUUAUUGCAGCAUAUUAUUGAAAUUCUCCAUGCCGUAUCAACAUUCCAAAAUCAAAAUAAAAUGACACCAGAAAAUUUGGCUACAAUUUUUGCGCCGCAUCUUAUAUGUCCACGAAAUCUACCACCGGAGGCAUUGCACUAUAUUUCUAAAACCAUGUCGAGCAUUAUCGCUUAUAUGGUAUGCAAAGGCCAGGAAAUAUUUGAAAUGCCGGCAAAAUUAUCAACCGACAUACGCGCCUAUUUUAUGGAGCGUAAACGUAAGAAAACAAUGUCGCCGGAACAAACACUCGACGAAUCUAUAUCGGAUAUGUCAACGGUGAAUACAGUUUAUACGUUUGUCGAUCGCGAGAAAACGGCUGCCGCACACACUGCUAACAACACCGACACUGAGUUGGCGCAACUGUAUGCUCACAUACAGAGUUUACCCGAAUCAUCAAAAAAACGACGACUCAUCAAACAGUUCAAUAAACAAAACGGACAGGGUACACCGCUCCAAUUGGUGGUUAUGAAUCGAUUGAAGGGCACAGAUGCGUCGCGCAGCGCCAAAUCUAUAGGCGACUCUAUCAAGAAACACAUUUUCCAUAAAGGUCUCAUUUCAAGAACACCAAAACGGCCCGCCGCGGCCACAACAACACCACCAGCUGGCGUUGAAACACCAAUUUUCGCAAAUACACAUAAAAAUCCAAAAUUACGAGUACUAUUCCGUAGUCCAGCACUUUCCCAAAUCAGCAACUCUUACUCAGUUGCCAAUACACCUAUCAGAUCAUCCUCAUCAUCAACGUCAACAUCAACAACUACUCAGUCUUUGCAUGUCACUAAUCGCACGCACAUUAACACACCAUCAUCUUCAUGCGCGUCAUCGACCUCAUCUUUGUCUACCACACCAUUUUCAACGAAAUCACUACAUCAACAUCCGCUACAUAAAUCCAUCUCAUCAAACUCGCUGCUUUCACAUUCGUCUGCAACGGAACAACACAAAUUGACACUUCAACAGAAUGUGAAUGAUGAAGUGUCUGAAUCGUCUUCCCUCUCCUCAACCAGCAGCGAUGGUAUGCCACUAGCACCAGCGCCCAAGUACGACUGCUCCGUUUCCGCGCCCGUCAGUCGUCAGAAUUCGGAGGAAUCUAAUACCGGCGCAGGUUUCACGAACCGUUUUGCCUUACGCUGGGAUGCCAGUUGUUGUACGCCACUGAAACUCUCUUCAGAUACAACAAAACAACAAACAGCAGCUGGCAACGCUACGGACGCACGCAAAACUGUAGCUUGGGAUGAAGCACAUCUCCUAGACAUCGAGGAGAUAUCAAACCCGUGCACGCCAAUACAACAAAAUUCUGCCGGUUACAAAUCGCGCUACAAAUCGGAACCGAACUUGAGCUGCGCCAGCGAGACGGUUGCUAUGCGCGCGAACACACAGGAGAGCACUUCGAAGUAUGCCAGUGGCAGUCGUUCCCUAACACGUAAACUAAUGAAAGGUGUUAGUAUGAGUAAUCUGAAAUUUUCUUUCGCCACGCCUGAAUCAACGAAACGGCUGGUGCGAAGUGUGUCCUCUACUUUGAUGCGACGAUCUGCCGGAGAGGACGAGUUGUCAAAAAGUGGCUGCGUCAGCACUAAGGGGAAAGAAGAAACUGCAGAAGCAACAAAUGCAGUUGUGGCAGAGGGUCUUGAGGAUUUGGAUGAUGAAACUUUUGAAGACAAUCCCGAUGAUCAUUUGGAUAGCGAUAGCGAUGCAGAUGUGCUAGACGAAGAAGAGGAGGUGGAAGCUUACGACAGUGUUUAUGCAACAGCGUAUAAUGUAGGCGUUACAGCUGUGGAUGGGCGUAGUAGCAAUAGUAAUUCGAGUGACAGCAGCAUAUCGCGUUAUCAUCAGCACCUUUUACUGCAGCAAAGUGGCGUAUAUAGAAAUAUGGAACUAAUAACGAGUACGCCUUCAAUGUUGCUUGGCAGACGUUCAAUGUCGCCAAUUACAAAAUCCACACAGCGCAUGCCCAAAGCGAUGCAGGAAUCCAUAAUGACACCACGUUCACGCAAACCGGUCAUGGUGCUCACCACCACCACACACAGUACAAGCGAUCAAAAUCAAACAAUUUGCCAAACAGACUUUGCCAGUUUUCGUGAACAGGAUGAAGAUGAGAGCAAGCAUAGUCGUGCCAGCGCAGACUAUAUACAGCGAAGCGAAGUAGACGCAGCCCCACAUUUGCAGUGCGAAGAUGCCACCUCUCUGGAAAGCUAUACGGAAUUGAUGCGUGCACGUUUACCAGCAUUGGCGGCGUUGAAACACAAUGAGCCCAGCGUGGUGAAAGUGGACGCGCUUAGUAACAAUUUUAAAGAAUAUUUACGCAGUCGCAGCGUUCUCACCGCCAGCCCGGUGGACACAUCAUUCUCCAGUCAACCCGAUGAUUUCGGUACGCCGGAGAAAAAUAUAGAAGAUUUAAACGACUCACAGCUGAGUCCAAGCCUGUUGUACUGUCUCGAUGGCAAUGAACCUGAUUUAAAUGCAAUAGUUGAUGAAAAAUCCAAAAAGCCACCAAGCGAAGAGCCCAUACUGAAAAGUACCAGUGCAAGCGAAAAUAGCGUGGAAAUGUCUGCCGCAACGAGUAGCGGCAGUCAAUGUUGCACCCCCCACAAUUCAUAUUAUCGCAAUCGAUUAUACGCUCUGAACAACGUACGUAAGCGUGCUGCUAAUAGUGAAUAUGAGAAGAACGAAAUUAAAACCCCUUUAAUAACGACAGCUGCCGCAACCGGUAUUGGUGUAACGUCCGACAAUCAAAACAGUAUGCCAACAACAGCAAACAAAGAGAAUAUCGAACAAGUUGAGGGAUAUUUGCGUUCAAGAAAGCUGCUCAUUAGCGAAUAUCCCGGCGAAACAUCAUUUUAAGUUAUUUAUUACAAUUAUUUUUACUCAGAGUUAGUAAUUAGUUGAAGGAAAACUAAUUUUAUUCUAUACACAUAUAUUUAAUAUAAGCCAUUUGUGUGCGUCUUUUAACCAUUUAACGGUUAUUUAAACGCACAUUUCGUAUUCUUUGCAAAUCAAACUCGAAUUUCAAAAUGCUUCCCACUUUUUACAGAACAAAAAAAAAAAAACAAAUGAAUGAAUAAUAUUAUACAUUAAUAUAAAUUAGUUUAGUGGUAUAUUUACGUAUGUAUAUGUGACCAAAAAAUACAAUAGUUAUUAGCUGUUACAAGAGAUUAAAAAUUCUAUAUAAAUUUCUUUAUAUCUACUACUAUGUAUCCAACAUGACACUCGAAAUGAGUUGCGCAACAUAUAUACAUACAUGUUUUUAUAACAUACUUAUACAGUUUUAAAUAUUAACAUUAACAAGUAGAUUUGUAAACAAUUCAUUUGUUAAAUACUUUUAGUACUUCGCAUUAACGCAUUUCCAAAGGAGUUGAGAAAUGUAAUUAAUAUAUUUAUUCAAUAAAAACGGUUCUCUUGAUAUCCAAGAGAUAUUCAUUAAAGCAUCUAA